Papaver somniferum (opium poppy) is the source of this 1152-nucleotide messenger RNA. RefSeq lists its product as uncharacterized. Bases 1 to 1152 code for a protein of 383 amino acids. Lineage: Eukaryota; Viridiplantae; Streptophyta; Magnoliopsida; Ranunculales; Papaveraceae. The record is from RefSeq and is a predicted model, not a curated record. The transcript has 3 exons.
AUGAACAAAGUUAGUCUGGUGUAUUCUGUAAAGAGGACCAAAAAAUCUCAUAGGGAUAACAUUGAUUUGGCGUAUCAGCGUGCAAACAACUUAAAUGAAGGCUCUGAUGCUGAUACCGAUGUUGAAGAACAAGAAGUUGAAAUUGAUGGCAAUAUGGGCAGUCGUGGUGCUAGUGCUGGUGUGGGUGCUAGUCAACUAGUUUCUCAGAAUCAGACAAAGAGAAAGAGGAUAAGCCAAAGUAAUAGUAGAGGUCCAAUUGAUUUAUAUAUGAAGACAGACCACCAAAAAACUCAACAGGCCACUCUUGAAAGAGACUCAACUGUGAAAGAGAAGUUAAUGAAGACUGCAUGGAAAUGCAUUUCAGCUUGGAUGACUGAGAAUUCAGUAUCAUUUAACACUGUUCGUUGCCCAAGUUUCAAAGAAAUGAUAUAUGCAAUAGGCGACUAUGGGAAAGCUAUGCCCCCACCAUCUUACCAUCAGAUUCGUACGAAUCUUUUCAAGGACCGGUUAGUAGAAAUGAAGAAAUUUGUUGAUACAUUUAGGGAACAUUGGAAGAGGUUUGGAUGUUCUAUCAUGUUUGAUGGCUGGACAGAUGGGAAAAAGCGACAUCUUAUUAACUUUUUGGUGAAUUGUCCGAAAGGGACAGUUUUUUUGAAGUCUGUGGAUGCGUCAAACAGAACCAAUGAUGCUGAUUUUAUACGUGGGCUUGUAAAGGAGGUAAUUAACGAUGUUGGGGAAGAAAAUAUAGUUCAGUUCAUUACCGAUAAUGGUUCAAAUUUUAAAAAGGCAGGGAAAGAUUUAAUGCUUGAAUACCCAAAUAUGUUUUGGACUCCUUGUGGUGCUCAUUGUGUUCAGUUGAUGCUAGAAGAACUUGGUUACAAGCUUCCACGAAUCAAGACAGCCGUCAUUCUAGGUAAGAGACUCGUUACAUAUAUUUAUGCUCAUUUUCAAGUAUUAAGCUUAAUGAGGGAAAUGAUCGGUGGUGAAUUACAUAGGUCUACAAAGACUAGAUUUGCAACUCAGUACUACACACUAGAAAGUCUUGCAAAGUAUAAAACCCAUUUGCAAAUAAUGUUUGUGAAUGAUAAGUGGUUGAAAAUGAGGUUUGCAAAAGAAACUAUGGGAAUUAAUAGUGCUAAAGCCUUUGGUUAA